UAUCAGAAUUUAUGGCUUGAGCAUUGAAAACUAGCAAACGGCUUAUGAGCAGCGAAGGGAAUUCAGCCCCGGCGGGCCAGCCCGCCGGGCAUGUGAUUACAAUAAAAAUCCGGACUCUGGACCCGGCCACAUACGAGCUUGUGGUGAAUAGUCAGACCACCGUGGCCGAAGUCAAAGAGAUUGUGUCGCGCAAGGCACGAAACGCCCCCAUCGAGCGGCAGCGGCUCAUUUUUCGGGGCCGGAACCUGGAAGACGCCCGAACCCUCCAAGAGCUGGGUGUGGAGGAUGGCUUCACAAUUCACAUGGUAGUGCGGCCUGAGGACGCGCCGCCGCCCGCAGCAGCAGCAGCAGCAGCCCCCGGUGCAGGCCAGGACGCGCCGCAGUCGGCACAGGCGCGACUGGAGGCGGACACGCGACGGAUCAUGGACCAGAUUAAUGAGAUGAUGAACGUGAACCUCAACCUGGGCUUCAACUAUGGUAUGGGCACGCCGCCGCCCAGCGCUGGUGCCGGUGGCGCAGCCGGCGCGGACCAGCAGCAGCGGCAGCCGCAGCCGGAGCGUGUGGCCACGCCGCACCUGUUCGCCAGCCUGCACCGCUACCUGGCGCGCCUGCGGGAGGACGGCUACAGCCCCGCCCCGCCGAGGCUGUACUCCAACGCCGCCCCGGUGAGGAGCCUGGAUCCGGACUUUGAGGCGCUCAGCCGUGCCGCCUCAGAGGUGCUGCGCGGCGCAGAGCUGCCGGGCCGCCUGGCGGACAUGCGCGCACAGGCGGAGGCGGACCCCGCGGGCCGGGGGCCGGCGCCGUCAGAGCAGCAGCAGCAGGGGCAGGCGCAGGGGCAGGGACAGGAGGAGCAGGGGCAAGGGCAAGGGGCAGCAGCGGCGGCUGCAGAGGCGCCGGCGGCUGCAGCCGGGGGUGCUGGGGCCGGGGACGCGGCUGCGGCUGCGGCGGCUGGCGGCCAGCGCGCCGGGCGGCGGCGGCCGCGGGGCCCAGGCGCCGGCGGUGUGGACAUGUCUGGCGCCAGCUACGGCUACCGGUACAUGCCGCUGGCUGUGGCGGCGCUGGGUGAGCUGCUGAGCGGCGCGGCGACGCACUUGGCCGGCCCGCUGCCGGCGCGGCUGCGGGAGGCGGCGGCGGUGGCGCGGGAGCUGGCGGCGGCGGAGGCGCCCAGUGCCGAGCAGACCGCCGCCACGCAGCACCAGCUCCGCGCGCUGUCCGGGCACCUGGGCGCCGCCGCCGCGCUGCUGGGCGACCUGUCCCGCGCGGCCCUGUCCACCUCCACCGCCCUCGACCACAUGCCGCUGUCGCUGGCGGCCAACUCCAGCGCACUGGUGCUGCCCGAGGGCAACGACUUCCGGAUGCCGGUGCUGCUGCCGCUGCGCGCUGGCGGCGGCGGCCCGCACCCGCCCGGAGGUGCCGCCGCCGCCGACCCGUUUGGCAUGUUGGGGCUGGGCGGCGGCGGCAUGGGCGGCCUCAUGGACCUGUUUGGCGCGGCUAUGGGCGGACAGCUGGGGCAGAUGGGGCAGCAGCAGAACAGGCAGGCGCAGCGACAGGCGGGCGCGGAUGCAGGCGCGGGCUCGGGUGCGGGGCAGCAGGGUGCCGGGGUGCAGGAGGCGGGCGCUGGGCCGGCGGGGCCGCAGGGCCCCGUGCUGGCGGGCGGCACGGUGCAGAUUGACUUAGACAUGGGUGGUAUGGGCAUGGGCAUGCCGCCGGGCGGCCUGGGCGGCCUCAUCAACAACAUGCUCAACUCGCUGGCGGCGGGCGGCGGCGUGCCCAUGCAGCAGCAGCAGCAGCCGGGAGGCGGCGGCGCGGCGGCCGGGGCGCAGGGGCAGCAGCCGGGGGUGCAGGGCCAGGGGGCGCGGCCGGAGAGCGUGCUGUCGCUGCUGCUGCCGGCGCUGACGGCGGUGGCGGGCAGCAUUGCGGCGGCGGUGAUGCAGUCGCUGGCGGGGCGGGGCGUGCAGCCGCCCAUGCUGCUGGACGCGCUCAGCCGCGCCUGCUCCAGCCACCUGAACCACGUGAUGGACGUGGUCACGGCUCGGUGGGACCGCCUGCAGCGCGCCGCCGCCCGACAGCGCCGCCGCCAGCGCGCCCGGGCAGGGCCCGAGCAGGCCGCGCAGCCGGAGGGCGAGGCAGAACCCAACGCUGCGGCUCCUGCUGCGGCUGCUGCCGCAGGCGCUGCUGCUGCUGGUGCCGGUGCCGGGGCCGCUGGUGGGGGUGGUGCUGGUGCUGGUGGUGCUGGUGGUGGUGGUGAUGAUGCGGCGCAGCGGCUGGCGGCGGAGCUGUUUGAGGAGUUCCGGCCUGUGGCGGAGCGGAUCAACGCCAUGUUCCCCGACUGGGAGUCCGUCAUGACGGUGGCCGCAGAUGACCCAGAGUCAGAGUCGGACUCAGAAGACGAUUCGGACGCCGAGUCGGACUACGAGGACGAGGGCGAUGAGGAGGAGGAGGACGCAGAGGUGGCCGAGGACGCCCAGGGCGAGCGCGAGGCGCCGCCAGCCGAAGGCUCCACCGCCCCUGUCGCCGCCGCAGCCGCCACCAGUGACGGCACACAGCAGGCGCCGCCCCCGCGGCGCCGCGCCGACCCUCGGGCCGCGCUGCCCGCCGCCCUGGAUGCCGACAUGACCGCCAUGCUGCGUAUGCUGCUGCCGCCCAUGGUUGGGAACAUCGGCCGCAGCGUGGCGCAGAACGUGGUGGGCGCGGUGGCGCCGGAGGCCGCACGCAGCGGCGUGCUGGACGGGCAGCGGCUGGCCAUGAUCGUGCUGCAGACGCUGCUGCAGCGGCUGGACGGUGUGGCCGACAUGCUGCUGGCCAACUGGGCGCGCAUCAGCUCCGGCAUCGAGGCCAUCGAGGCGCGCGCCGCCGGCCCCGACGCCUCUGCCGUGGACAUGAUGAGCCAGAUGGUCAGCCUGGCAGCAAGCAUCAUGGGCGGCGCCGGUGGCAUGGGGCUGGGCGGCAUGGGGGCGGCGCCAGGCGCCGGCGGCUUCGCCGCGCAGGCGGCGCAGGCGGCACCCGCGCCCGCACCUGCACCUGCAGCAGCCGCACCGACGCCUGCGCCUGCCCCUGCGCCGGCGCCGGCGCCGGCACCCACGCCCGCAGCCGCCGCAGCGGCGGCGGCCGAGCAGCGUGCGCGUGCCGCGCCCACAGCCUCCACGGAGGCGGCCGCAGGUGCCCAAGCCUCCACGUCUGCACCCGCCGCUGCCAGUGGCGCCGACGCGGGCGCCAGCACCAGCGCCGGCGCCGCUUCGGCCUCCGAGCCCAGUACCUCGGCGGCGCCGACUGGCGCUAAGCCGGGUGCGCCCAAGGGCCUGGGCCUGGGUCUGAAGCCGAACCUGCCCAAGAAGAAGCCCCCGACCGCCGCGGCGCCGCCGGCCGCUGAUGCGGCGGCUGCAGGCUCUGCGGCUCCUGCGGCUCCCGCGCCAGCAGCAGCAGUGACGACCCCUGCGGCGGCGGCCCGCGCCGCGCCGCCCGCCACGGCCGCAGCGGCGCCUGCGGCUACGCCCACCAGCAGCACUGCAGGUGCGCUGGCGGCGCCAGCGCCUGGAGGCGGUGGCGACGCCCUGGACGGCCUUAUGGGCAUGGUCGGGCAGCUCCUGGGCGGCGGCGGCGGCGGUGGUGGCGGCGGCGGCGGCGGUCUAGGUGGUCUGAUGCAGAUGGCUCAGAGCAUCAUGUCGGAUCCAGCCAUGGGGCCCAUGAUGGAGGGCAUGGCGAGCGCCAUGCUGGGUGGCGGCGGCGGCGGCGGCGGUGGAGCAGGCGGCGGCGGCGGCGGCGGUCUGGGUGACAUUCUGGGCAGCCUGCUGGGCGGCAUGCCGCCGCCGAGCGGCGCCGGCGCGCGCAGCAGCGGCUCGGCGUCUGCGGCGGCGGCAGUGGCGUCUGAGCCGCUGGUCAGCUACGACGUCCUUACGGCGGUGCUGGGCGAGGAGGAGGGCGCGCGCUGGCGGCAGGUGAUGGAGGCGGAUGUGGAGGCGAUGCAGGGCCAUGUGGUGGUGGCGCCGGAGCCCCUGUCCGCCAACUACCGCCGCGGCGUGCCGAGGAACCGCGGCGGCGGCUUGCUGGACGCCCUGGGCGGCGGUGGCGAUGGCGAGGCGGAGGAGGAAGAGGAGGGAGAGGAGGGAGAGGAGGGAGAGGAGGAAGAGGAGUUUGAGGAUGCGCAGGGGGAGCAGCAGCCGCAGCCGCAGGCGGCGGGGUAGCACCGUUCUUGGGAGUGGUAACCAAUGAGUUCUUGUGUCAUGACGCGGGGCACCAACUUGGCGGUGGAUGAAGCACGAUAGGAGUGUCGCAGUUGCAUGGGGUGGCUACAUUGCGGCCUAGAAGCAGGAUGGUCAUCGGAUUGUGAGUACCGUGUAUCCGUCCACGUUCGGGGUCAGUCGGGGUUUUAGCAGUUGCCUGGGCGUAGACUUAGCUGGACUUGCAGACUCCAGAAAGCCAUUCGAGUUCUUGUGGGGUGGGCCAAUGCCCAGAAGCUCCCGUGGAAGAAGGCGCGUGGAAGAAGGCGCGAAGGAUAGACCGUGGUUGGGCUGGAACAACCCGUGCAACCCGUACAACAACCCGUGGGCACCUCCAUGUUCAAGGCUUCAAGCUUUGUUAUGCUGGCUGUACGACCUUCAGCCUAUC
Messenger RNA from Chlamydomonas reinhardtii, 4605 nucleotides. RefSeq lists its product as uncharacterized. The record is from RefSeq and is a predicted model, not a curated record. Gene Ontology annotation, molecular function: polyubiquitin modification-dependent protein binding; misfolded protein binding. The transcript has 14 exons. The coding region runs from base 45 to 4181 and encodes 1378 amino acids. Gene Ontology annotation, cellular component: BAT3 complex. NCBI's taxonomy places the organism in Eukaryota, Viridiplantae, Chlorophyta, Chlorophyceae, Chlamydomonadales, Chlamydomonadaceae.